Messenger RNA from Phycodurus eques (leafy seadragon), 4937 nucleotides. It is a transcript of the gene mib1, whose product is annotated as MIB E3 ubiquitin protein ligase 1. NCBI's taxonomy places the organism in Eukaryota, Metazoa, Chordata, Actinopteri, Syngnathiformes, Syngnathidae. Gene Ontology annotation, cellular component: cytoplasm. The coding region runs from base 544 to 3675 and encodes 1043 amino acids. The record is from RefSeq and is a predicted model, not a curated record. Gene Ontology annotation, biological process: protein ubiquitination. Gene Ontology annotation, molecular function: ubiquitin-protein transferase activity; protein binding; zinc ion binding. The transcript is spliced from 22 exons.
GAUUGACAAUGAUGGCGGCGGGUUUAUUCCGACUUGACUCCAGCAGGGGGGGGUAGGGAGAGGGUUAGACAAGACAGAGGACCGUCUGCGGGGCCGACAAAGCCAAAACACCUUCAGGUGAAUAAUCUGCGCACGCACGAAACAAUUUGGAUAGGAAGAAAAAAAAGAGCGAGUAUAACGGCAAAGACUUGGAUCGUGCAAGGAGGGGUUUGGGGCUAGCUUCAGUUUAGCUUAGCUUGCUAAGUUGAAGAGGUUAGCAUUCUUGAGGCGGCGAGGGUCAGCUCAACAAACAAUGUCGCCGCUUCGCCAGCUUUCCUCGUAAUUACGUUCCCCAUUUCCAGGGGUGCUCGACGAAUGCAGCGUUUGUUUGGCAAAAGAAGACCCGACCUCCUUAAGCAGCUUAGCGGGGCUGUGUGGCGUCUGUUGUGGACAUUCAAAAACUGCCCGCCGCCGCCGCCUGGUAGCCAGCUCGCACGGCUAGCUCGCUAACUCCAAAAGAUUCGUUGGGGCUUUUUGGUUCUCCCUCCCGUCUUCGUUUCGUAAAUGACCACCGGCAGGAACAACCGAGCCAUGAUGGAAGGAGUCGGAGCGAGAGUGGUCCGGGGACCCGACUGGAAGUGGGGCAAGCAGGACGGGGGAGAGGGGCACGUCGGCACCGUCAGGAGUUUUGAAAGUCCCGAGGAGGUUGUGGUCGUCUGGGAUAACGGCACCGCUGCGAACUACCGUUGCUCUGGAGCCUACGACGUGAGGAUAUUAGACAGUGCUCCUACAGGCAUCAAGCACGACGGAACAAUGUGCGACACCUGCCGUCAGCAGCCCAUCAUUGGCAUUCGCUGGAAAUGUGCUGAGUGCACCAAUUACGACCUCUGCACAACCUGUUACCAUGGCGACAAACAUCACCUGAGACACCGCUUCUACAGGAUCACCACCCCGGGCAGCGAGAGAGUGCUGCUGGAGUCAAGGCGCAAGUCAAAGAAAAUCACUGCCAGGGGGAUUUUCACUGGCGGCCGGGUAGUGCGAGGUGUCGACUGGCAGUGGGAAGACCAGGAUGGAGGCAACGGAAGGCGAGGAAAGGUGACUGAGAUUCAGGACUGGAGUGCAGCCAGCCCCCAUAGCGCUGCCUACGUACUAUGGGACAAUGGGGCCAAGAACCUUUACCGUGUCGGUUUUGAAGGAAUGUCGGACCUGAAAUGCGUUCAGGACGCCAAAGGAGGUUCCUUUUACAGAGACCACUGUCCCGUGUUGGGCGAGCAGAAUGGGAACAGGAACCCCGGCGGUCUUCAGAUCGGAGACCUAGUCAACAUCGACUUGGACCUGGAAAUCGUCCAGUCGCUGCAGCACGGCCACGGCGGCUGGACCGACGGCAUGUUCGAGACACUCACCACCACCGGCACAGUGUGCGGCAUCGACGAAGACCACGACAUCGUGGUGCAGUAUCCCAGCGGGAACAGGUGGACAUUCAACCCCGCCGUACUAACGAAAGCCAAUGUUGUACGUAGCGGCGAAGUAGCCGCUGGGGCGGAGGGAGGCGCUUCCCAGUUCCUGGUGGGCGACCUGGUUCAGAUUUGCUAUGACAUUGACCGCAUCAAGCUGCUACAAAAAGGCCACGGAGAAUGGGCAGAGGCCAUGCUUCCUACCCUGGGGAAGGUGGGCCGCGUGCAACAGAUCUACUCCGACAGCGACCUGAAGGUGGAGGUGUGCGGGACGUCGUGGACGUACAAUCCUGCCGCCGUUACCAAGAUUGCUCCCUCGGGCUCCGCUGUUAGCAAUGCAUCCGGAGAGCGUCUCUCCCAGCUGCUUAAGAAACUGUUUGAGACGCAGGAGUCCGGCGACAUCAACGAGGAGCUGGUCAAGGCGGCAGCCAAUGGAGAUCUGGCCAAGGUGGAGGACAUUUUGAAGAGACCAGACGUUGACGUGAAUGGGCAGUGUGCUGGACACACGGCCAUGCAGGCAGCCAGCCAGAACGGUCACGUGGACGUUCUUAAGCUUCUGCUCAAACAUAGCGUUGAUCUCGAGGCCGAGGACAAAGAUGGGGAUCGGGCGGUGCACCACGCAGCGUUUGGUGACGAGGGCUCAGUCAUUGAGGUGCUGCAAAGGGGCGGUGCUGACCUGAACGCUAGGAACAAGCGCAGGCAGACGCCGUUGCACAUAGCUGUCAACAAGGGACACCUGCAGGUGGUCAAAACGCUGCUGGACUUUGGCUGCCACCCCAGCCUCCAGGACUCAGAGGGUGACACACCCCUGCACGAUGCCAUCAGCAAGAAGCGGGACGACAUGCUGUCCGUGCUGCUGGAGGCGGGCGCCGACGUCACCAUCACUAACAACAACGGCUUCAACGCCUUGCACCACGCCGCUCUGCGAGGGAACCCAAGUGCGAUGCGCGUAUUGCUAUCCAAACUGCCCAGGCCCUGGAUCGUGGAUGAGAAAAAGGACGACGGCUACACCGCGCUGCACUUAGCGGCCCUCAACAACCAUGUGGAGGUGGCGGAGUUGUUAGUUCAUCAGGGCAACGCCAGCUUGGACAUCCAGAACGUCAACCAGCAGACAGCCUUACACCUGGCCGUUGAGCGUCAGCACACUCAGAUUGUCAGACUGCUAGUGCGAGCAGAGGCCAAGCUGGACGUACAGGACAAGGACGGGGACACGCCGCUCCACGAGGCACUGCGACACCACACGUUGUCCCAGUUGCGGCAACUCCAGGAUAUGCAGGACGUCAGCAAAGUGGAGCCCUGGGAGCCCUCCAAGAACACGUUAAUCAUGGGCUUAGGCACCCAGGGGGCAGAGAAGAAGAGUGCAGCAUCCAUCGCCUGCUUCCUGGCCGCCAAUGGAGCUGACCUGACCAUUCGCAACAAAAAGGGCCAGUCGCCUCUGGACCUGUGUCCUGACCCCAGCCUCUGCAAGGCACUGGCCAAAUGCCACAAAGAGAAGAGCAGCGGCCAAGUGGGCACGCGCAGCCCGUCUCUGAACAGCAACAUGGAGUCCUUGGAGGAGUGCAUGGUGUGCUCGGAUAUGAAGAGAGACACUCUCUUCGGUCCGUGCGGACACAUUGCCACGUGCUCCCUCUGCUCGCCGCGUGUCAAGAAGUGUCUCAUCUGCAAAGAUCAGGUCCAGUCUCGUACGAAGAUCGAGGAGUGCGUGGUGUGCUCUGACAAAAAGGCGGCUGUUUUGUUCCAGCCCUGCGGCCACAUGUGCGCUUGUGAGAACUGUGCCAGCCUCAUGAAGAAGUGCGUACAGUGUCGGGCUGUGGUGGAGCGCCGUACCCCCUUUGUGCUUUGUUGUGGGGGGAAAGGUAUGGAGGAUGAUGAUGAUGCCGCAGAUGAUGAUGAUGAUGUGGAUGAUGAUGAUGAUGAUGAUGACAUUACAGGGAGCUCUAACUCUUUGGCAGGGGGAUCGCAGGAUCUUCUCCAGCCCAACAAUCUGGCACUAAGUUGGUCAAGCGGCAACAUCCCCGCCCUGCAGCGGGACAAGGACAACACCAACGUCAAUGCUGAUGUUCAGAAGCUUCAGCAGCAGCUCCAGGACAUCAAGGAGCAGACCAUGUGCCCUGUGUGCUUGGACAGGCUGAAGAACAUGAUCUUCAUGUGCGGCCAUGGCACUUGUCAGCUGUGCGGCGACCGCAUGAGCGAGUGCCCCAUCUGCCGCAAGGCCAUCGAGCGCCGCAUCCUCCUCUAUUAAACUCUUAAACGCCAGACUUUUUUCCCUCACGCCCACGAACGCACCACCAGCCACCAAAGCGCAUCAUAUACUUGUCUUGACACAACAUGGAGAAAAUAUUGAAUGGACCUCCACUUUAUCCUGCCGCUGGAACUUCUCUCAAACUUGAAGGGCAUGUCUCUUGAAUCUCACCCAGGGAGUGACUGACUAUGAUGAAAUACAAGUACAGGAGGUUGGAUCGCUCUCUUAUUUGGUGUCAAGUGUCGCAUUCCCCCCCCCCCCCCCCCCAAAAGCCAAGUUUUAUCUCCACUAUUCCUCGUUAUGCAAGUGUGGGUAGCGUCCUGUGUGGAUUUGAAGUCAUUUUCUUCGUAACAAUAUGACAACUGUCAGGGUUCUGAGAGUAUUUUUUAGGAGGCAGCGGAAGAGAGACCGGCUGGUUCCAAAACGGCAACUUCAGCAGGUCCGCCUUGAUUUCUGUGAGGAGACAGGUAGAACACCACCUUGUUAACUAGAGAUCCAAAACAUUCAGUCAUUUACACUAUUGUGCAAUGAGCGUUGUUGACGUACAAUUUGCUUCCAAAAAUCUGCUCGUCCGAGGGGGGGUUAAGGUGCUCUUUGUCUUGUAUUACUUUAAUUUAAGUGUAUCUCCGCUCAAAAAGUCAGCAUUUAUUGAAAUAGAGUAAAAUCUAUUAGAACUUUUAGGUGGGACUGUAGAUAAAUUAUUUUGUAUUGCUGCCCAAAAGGAAAAAAUAGGAUUUCUAGGUGUCAUUGCCUUUCUAAUAUGUAGCCUCAAAAAAAAAAUCUGCUUUCAUAGUCAUACUUUUUUUGUGUGUGUCAUACAUACAGGCACCUUUAUUUGUGUUCUUUGUUGUCAGUUUGUUGUAAAGUUAAUUGUCAACCGUUUCAAGUAUCUUCUCAUCAGUGUUUUAAUUUGUAGUUGGGGAACCAAUGGUUUUUAAGGCAGAAUUUGCCUUCAAUGACAAGGCUGAAAACACACUAACAACCAUCAUUUAUUUUCAAGACUGCAACUUUUUAUUAUAAUUCUGUUUUUUCAACGAUGACUCCAAACUAUGGCAGUGUUGUCUUGCUUUGUUGUUUCAAAAAAGCCAAUUUUCUGCUUAAUUCGUUCCUGUCGGAAAUGUAUUGGUCAUAUCUCCUUUGGCAUGAACGUUUCACAUACGCAUUACGACGUGUAUCAUGGAAUUCUCUUUCAGUCUGUUUCGCAAAGAAGUGCUUUUAAAACAAACCACAUAGAUUAAAUAAAAGUCGCCAAUGAACAGUGA